Messenger RNA from Malania oleifera, 1605 nucleotides. RefSeq lists its product as uncharacterized. The record is from RefSeq and is a predicted model, not a curated record. The transcript is spliced from 6 exons. Gene Ontology annotation, biological process: protein phosphorylation. Gene Ontology annotation, molecular function: protein serine/threonine kinase activity; ATP binding. Gene Ontology annotation, cellular component: cytoplasm. NCBI's taxonomy places the organism in Eukaryota, Viridiplantae, Streptophyta, Magnoliopsida, Santalales, Ximeniaceae. The coding region runs from base 360 to 1397 and encodes 345 amino acids.
GGUCAGUUAAUUAAGUAAAGUUUCCCUUUCCGCGCGCCCCCUUUUUUGAUCCAUGCACUACCCUGUGGGCAUUCAAGUGAAGGCAAACCGCAGGAAGGGAGGAGUGGAAGGGCGAAAAAUCGGGGUGGAGGAAACUCAGAAUGUAGUGGUUCGAGAGAUCUGGGGGAGAGACUUGUAAGAAAACGAGAGAAACUCUCGUUGACAAGAAAAUUUGAGGAUCUGUUUGCGUUUUUAGAUUGAGAAAUCGGAAGCAGAGACUAGAGAGAAGCGGAGAGAAGCAGAGAGAGAGACAGAGCCGACGAGGCCAGGAGAAUUCCAGUGAGAGGAGAGAGAGAGGGGGAGAGAGCAGACCUGAGAAGAUGGGUUGCUCGUUUUCAGGGUUGAAUGCUCUCUACGACGCCGUGAAUGGAGGAGGGGAUGUGUGGAUCAACGAGAACCGGUUCAGGAUCGUGAGGCAGCUCGGGGAAGGAGCCUUCGCCUUCGUCUUCCUGGUUAAGGAGGUUCUCGCCGACUCUUCUUCUGCUUCUACCGGUGGCCUCUCUAAGAAGUUAAAGGACCCCUCUCACGUCUCUGAUGAUGGCACCUAUGCAAUGAAAAAAAUUCUCAUUCAAAAUAAUGAGCAGUUGGAGUUGGUGAGGGAGGAGAUCCGUGUUUCGUCAUUGUUUAGUCAUCCCAAUCUACUUCCACUUCUUGAUCAUGCUAUCAUCACAGUGAAGGCCGGACAAGAAAGUUCUCUCAAACAUGAAGCAUACCUGUUAUUUCCAGUUCAUCUGGAUGGAACUAUACUGGACAAUGCUAACGUUAUGAAAACUAAAAAGGAGUUCUUUUCUACCUCGGAUGUUCUUCAAAUAUUUCGGCAGCUUUGUGCAGGACUGAAGCAUAUGCAUAAUUUUGAGCCACCAUAUGCGCACAAUGAUGUCAAACCUGGUAAUGUCCUUCUAACGCAUAGAAAAGGACAGGCACCUCUUGCCAUAUUGAUGGAUUUUGGAAGUGCUCGUCCUGCAAGGAAGCAAAUUCGCUCUCGAUCAGAGGCACUUCAGUUGCAGGAAUGGGCUGCUGAGCACUGUUCAGCACCUUUCCGAGCUCCUGAAUUGUGGGAUUGCCCAAGCCACACAGAUAUUGACGAGAGAACUGAUAUUUGGGCAUUAGGGUGCUCUUUAUAUGCAAUAAUGUAUGGGGUAUCUCCUUUCGAAUAUGCACUUGGGGAGUCUGGAGGGAGCCUACAGUUGGCCAUUGUAAAUGCGCAGAUAAGGUGGCCUCCUGGGCCUAAGCCCCGAUAUCCAGAAGCACUUCACCAGUUCGUGACAUGGAUGCUCCAGCCGCAGGCCACACUCCGCCCUCGUAUUGAUGAUAUCAUUAUACAUGUUGACAAGCUCAUCUCAAAGUUCUCGCAUUGAGAUCACUCGAGGCUCCAGAGAGGAAAAAAGAUAAAAACCCAAGAAGGAAGAAGAUUUUGGAUUAGUAUGCGCAGGUGUUCCAUGCACAUUUUGGCAAAUUGGGUGUUUGUGUCAGUUUUUGUGAUCCUUGUGCCAGUUUCCUUUGUAUGUCCUCUUUACUUCAAUGUGAGAAUGUGGCAAUGAAAGCAAUAGCAGUUUCUUGUUUUAA